This is a messenger RNA of Polyodon spathula (Mississippi paddlefish), 11306 nucleotides long. Its product is annotated as rho guanine nucleotide exchange factor 4-like. Gene Ontology annotation, molecular function: guanyl-nucleotide exchange factor activity; protein binding. The transcript has 14 exons. Gene Ontology annotation, biological process: intracellular signal transduction. The record is from RefSeq and is a predicted model, not a curated record. Bases 296 to 7135 code for a protein of 2279 amino acids. Lineage: Eukaryota; Metazoa; Chordata; Actinopteri; Acipenseriformes; Polyodontidae.
UCUGGGGCUGGAAGCACAUAGCGGGGUGUUAAUCCAGAACUAUAUUUGACUUGUGUGCUGUACAUACUCAAAACAGCGGCUUGCAGUCUAUUUUAAACGCAAGAACUCCAGACAUUUUUUGUUGUAAUGAAGCGAGCUUCACAACGUGCCUAGUUCAUACAAUACAAUGAACAUACACAGCAAUUCAGCGAGGACUGUAAAAAAGUAAACAAACUUGAAGAGCUUGACGUAGAACACAAAUCGAAAAACUGGAUUAGUGGGAAGAGAAUAUGUACCGUUUUAAAUCGUAAACACAAUGGAUAAUAACACUAGCACCACGUUGUCUGAUGAAGAGGCAUUGAUUGGAGAAGUCCAAAGAGGAGAUAGCGAGGACAAUGCAUUCCAAGAAGACUUUGACCUGGUUCAAAUGCAUCUCACCUGUUUACCGGAGCGGUACAUGCACGCGAAGUUUACUUUAUCGGCGUACCUGCUGUGUUGGAUGAUACUGCAGCUGUGCAAAGCCACAGAAACAGAAGACCCUGCAAGUGAAAUUGAUUUCAUAGAAGAUCGAGGUUCGGACCCUAACCCAGAGGAAACACUGCAAACAAAGGAAUCAAGUGAUACUGCUAAUGAACCUACAUGCGAAGCAACAGAGGAGUAUUUUGACACACGGUCAUGUGACAGUGACACUCUUUCUGACGUAAGCCCAGAUAGCUGUGAAGACGCUGCAGGAACAGAGUCCAGGGCUGAUGAGAACAGAACAGACUGCCAACUGGAAACUGAAUCCGAACUGAAUGACAUCGGCUUGGGUUCAGCCAAAGGUUCAUCUAAUACACAUCAAAAGGCUUGUGAUGUUAUUCCUGUUCUUCAGCACCUAAAUGAAACAGAUUCUAAAUCUGACUCAGAACUGGUUUCUGUGGAGCAAGAUUUAGAAUCAGCAUGCGUAAGGCAAGAUGAAAAUCCUCUUCUGUCAGAACCAGAAGUGACUGGUGCUACUUCUGUGGCACAAACAGAACAAUCACUUGUUAUUUUUAAUACAGAAACACCUCUGAAGGAAGCUGGAAUUUCCAUCUUCGUAGACACCAUCUCCGGUCAGGGUGUUACUGAAGCAAGUCAGGUACUGAACUUUACAAAUAAGAAGUUAGAAUUAAAUGGACUUCAUCCUGAAACAAAUCCAGCAUCAGCUGAACAUAACGUAGUUCCUGAUGAGCCAGAGCCUGCAGCAGGAUCUGCUGCCGAUCUAAGUAGUCCUGCUACACUUUUAGGGACAAUUGAAUCCCCUGCAGCACAAGAUGAAGCAGAACACCAGUUUGAUAAUUUUAUAGAGUAUACAGAAGAAAGACCUUUGGAUUCUGAGACAAGUUCAGAGAUACGCAAAAUUGUUGAUGAGCUACUAGAAUCUUUGAGUCAGGUGGAGCCUGAACUGAGCCAGGAUGCACCUGGAACAGAGGGCAGUCAAAUUUGUUUAGAGACUCAAUCAAAGCCAGAAGGUGAUGGUUCAGAUUCAAAUUCACGGGUGGAGGAACAAUCUUUUGUUGAUGGUACUGCAGAACAGCAUUGUAUAGAAUCUUUUGAUACAAACUGUGAGAACAUUUGUGCAGACAAUCAGAGACUUGCAGAUUUGCCUAAAUCUGGUCUACCUGAACUGAGUGUACAGUUAAAUGGUUCAUCUUCUGAAUCUGAAAGUUUUUGUGUCCUACAAGAAAUACUUUCUGAAGGGAGUAGCACAGGGCUCGAGACUAGCUCAGAGACAUUGGAGAGCCCACUAGAUGUGACAACAACCAUUUCAACAAAUUCAGCAGAACUAAAUGAACCCUGCCCUGUAGCCAACUCAAAUGUAAUUCAGACUGAUUUGGAGGUAAAUUUUGAUCAAAGCCUGGACCAUACUUCAGAGAGAAAAUCUGGAGUAUUUCAAGUAACGACUAAAACAGCUGUGGAAUCUAAUCAUUUGCAAGAAUGUGAUGCGGGCACUGAAACUGACCUUUUUCAGAGAGAAAGUUUAAAAGGCAAUAACUCAGGCUUAAGUGAAAUUCCACUUAAGACAAUACAAAUAACAGUGAGCACAAGUGCACAGUUUAAUAGUGUUUCUGAGGAAACUUAUUUUGAGAAUAACACCACCCCCUCCGAACCGCAAUCAGACAAUAAUAAUAAUACAGACUCAAGCUUAGAAACAUACAAUGUUGACCACCCUAUAAGAACAGAGGUAGACCAGGUAUUAGUUGGAAUUUGUAGUGGGCAGACAGAUUAUGCUUCUCAAUUAACUGAAGAGCCACUGGAUUCUUUGUCAGAAGAAGCAGUUAGAAUUCACUUUAAGGAUAAUCUUAGAGAAAACCAUUGCCAUUUACAAGCAGAUCUAAAUUAUAUUGCAAUUAUUAAUAAUCAGGAAAAAGAAGUGAGUUCUCCCAGUUGUUCAAAAUUCGAGCCAAGCAUUGCUGAUGUAGAGGACACCCCAAGCAACCCAGGCUAUGAACCAAAUUGGAGCAGUGAUGAGUUGGUUUCAGGGACAAGUGAUGAUGAUCUAGAAUCUGAUCACGCUUGUAUUAAAACUGCUCCCCAGAUUGAAACUUCUGUCACAAAUGAAUUCAAGACCUCUCAGAAGGAGAUUGUGGUCAGCAGUGUGUGUCACACAAAUGCAAGUGUAGUGACCCAGGAUGCUAGAGAUUGUACAUUGAAUACAGGGAUUGAAAACAAUAGCACUGGUUCUGAGGGUCAUACCGACUCACAGACUAACAGAAAGUCUUCUGACAGUGCAGGUGACACAGUAGUUGUGGCAAACGGUAACACAAUUAAAGCCAGUCCAGAAGUGGGUUUUAAGAAGUCUGACCACAGUGCAAGUAGCAAAUUCCUUGUCCAAAGAAAGACGAUUGUUCCAGAGAAUCCUGUUGAUACAGGACAGAGCUCCUCGGCAAGACUGUCGGAGGUAAGAGAGAUUUUAUUACAGACGGGAGAAGAGGAGGAAAACAGUAAAAAUCUUUUAAGAGAAGCAGCAGUCAGUGGUCUAUGUUUUGAUGCAAAGGAAGAUAUAAAAGCUACAUCGUGCAGAUUACCAGAACAAAGCAGUGAAACAACUCAACUGUGUUCUGAAUCGAGCCUGUCUGCCCAUGAAAUUCCUGAAGAGGGGAGCUUAGAACCAGAUACAAAUUAUAACUUGGGGUUGGUAAGUUUCCGAGAUGAAAUACAACUGAAGGAUGAAUACAGUUUAAUCAGCCGUCAGGAGACUGAUCAAGAAGUUAGUAUAGGUACAGAACUCCUACAAAGUAGGAUAAUUGCUGAUGAGAAUCUGUUUACCGGCAAAGCUUCAAGUGAUAGGUCAACGACUGAAAGAAAAGAAGAAACAAAAGCAUCAGGACUGACUCAAAUUAACAACUCUGAUCUGGCCAGUAAGCUACCAGAUACAGUUAAGGAGCAACAGCAAAGCAUUGUUACAAGCGAACAUGAAAGCAGUGGGGAAAUGACCCCCGUCCUCAAUGGUUACAUGGCCAGUAAAAGCCAACUCUGUCCCACAAUGGUAUUGCAGGACGCUGAUGGAGUUAGUACCAACAGCGAAGAAAUGGAUGACAAUUUCUAUACAUUCCUUGGCAGCAACAACAGCCUCCACAAAGCUGUGCAGAAACAGACGUCCAAGAGUAGCACGACUGGCAAGACCUCAAAAUCAGUUUUCUCCAAAAUGCCCUCUUUUAGGAGGAAAAAAAAAGCAUCCCAAGACAACAAAGAAAAAUGUGAAAACCCUUCCAAGGACAGUACCAGAGCACCCCAGGUGGAGGACAGCAGUGGGGAAAAAGGACACGAUAACAUGACCAAGGAUGGUGUACCCCCUUAUAAAAUCCAUUAUCCUUUAUACAGGGCACAUGUAUCCUAUGGGUCAGAUAAUCUUCAGCACACUCCUAGUGGUGAAGAGCUUAUCGCAGAUAAUUCUGAUGAAGAGGGGGUCUUUGAGAAUAGCAGCACACUCAAUCAGAAUAUGAGUAAGGCUUUUUUUAGUGGCAGGAUUGAAAUGGAUGACUAUGGCUUCCACGCCUCCACUCCGUGGACAAAGCAUGUUAGAAAACUGUAUAAUCAGAGUUCAAGAACUGUUGAUGGUGAAACUAUCAGCAGGAAUGGGGACCACGAGGCCAAAAAGUCUCAAACUGGAGAGAACGUGGGCUACAAGAGGAGCAAAAGCACAGACAGCCUCAAUCUACGCAUGAGGUUUGCUCUGGCCCACAAGUCCUUAUCAAGCUUCUUUGAGUCCAAGUCCAUGGAAAAAGAAAACAAGGAGCAUGGUUCCAAACUGGACAGUGAAGAGACCAAGUCCAAACAGAUAUCCUGGAGGAAGUUCAAGAAAGCUAAGGAAGCUGAGUUACUGAAACGUGGCAUGUCAUCCUCAGCAGCUCAAAGCACAAGGUCUCACCAGCAAAUCCACAGCGAGUAUGCCAUAAGCAUAUCCGGGGACACGAAGGAAGGCAGGGCCUCUCCAGAUGUGAAGAGGGCCUCCAAGUCCAGUGACUGCACCGAACAAGCUAGCUCAGUUGAAAUCCCAGGAAACCCUCUGGAAGGAAGCAAAUCAACAGAUGGCAAAAAGAGGAAAGGACCACCCAACGGACUAACCAUUGUUUGCUCUAAUCCUAGUUUACAAAAAUUGGAAUCCUCAAAGAACGACUUGGAUGUUUCUCACCUGGAAGAUGUCAGCCCAUUAAUGCCAAUUAGCCCCUGCAGUCAGCAAGCACAAGCUAACCAACUAACGCCAUCUUGGUCCAGCAACCCCACGCCUUCAGAGGGAAUGGAUGUUCCGCUGAGACCCAUGAGCCCCAAACCACAGAGCCCACACCCUGGCACGAGCAGGCGGAGUUUCCGCUACCCUUGCAGGGCCAGUGCAGCCUCUUUGACCUCUCUUGGCAAUGGGGUCAGUUUAGAAGGGCUCACAGAUCCCCCAGAAAGGCCAAAGACGUUGAAGCCCAGAGCAGCACAACUCCUGUCUGUCCAUUCACUGGACACUGACUACCAGAAGGAGGACAGUGGUAGUAGCAGCCAGUCACAAACAAGCCUUAUCAUCUCUUCUUCAGCCUUUAAUAUACAUAAAGAUGAGGACAUUAUCAAAUCACCAGUCCAAACACCCGAUCAGUCGCUCACCCCACGAAAGAAGUACCCCUCCCCGACCUCGCCCCCCCGCCACCCCUUCUCAGACCUGGGCAGCUGGACCCUCCCCCUCCCGAGGGCCUCUGAGAGUCCCCGCGAGAAGAUGAAAGAGCUGGUGAAGCGAUGCAGCUCGGAUGAUCUGUGGAUUGUAGAAGAGAAGCGGCGCAAACGGAAGCUGGCAAGGGAGAUGCCAGUCAGCUUCAGCAGGCAAGGAGUGGAGCUGUCGGACGACCUGUGGAAAGCCAGGGCGAGACUGUCCCUCACUACAUCGGUACCCUUUCCUCCUCUCCCCCUGAAGGCUCACAGUUUCUCCCAGAGCACUCCCAUUGGCCUGGACUGCCUGGGCUGGAGGCGACGGAUCUCCUACCCGGUGAUCACCGAUGGAGCCCAUGAUAAGACAACGCUGGUGGAUGAUGUUGGCAGUGAAGAGGAUCUGUACGAAGAUUUCCGCUGCUCCAAUCACCGCUUUGGGCACCCGGGAGGAGGAGGGGAGCAGCUGGCCAUAAACGAGUUAAUCAGUGAUGGCAGUACAGUGUAUGCAGAGGCCCUGUGGGACCACGUCACCAUGGAUGACCAGGAGCUGGGGUUUAAGGCAGGGGACGUCAUUGAAGUAGUGGAUGCUACCAACAAGGAGUGGUGGUGGGGAAGGAUCCUGGACAGCGAGGGCUGGUUCCCAGCCAGCUUCGUUCGGCUGCGUGUUAACCAGGAUGAACCUAUGGAGGAAUAUUUAGCCAAACUGGAGGAUGGGAAGGCAGAAGAUUCCAGCAGCUCAGUACGCCGACACGGACCUGGGUUUCCCAGCAAGGACCAGAUGAGGACCAACGUCAUCAAUGAGAUCAUGAGCACGGAGAAUGACUACAUGAAACACUUGAAGGACAUCUGUGAGGGUUAUAUUAAACAGUGUCGGAAGAGAACAGACAUGUUUACAGAUGAGCAGCUGUGUACCAUCUUCGGGAACAUCGAUGAAAUUUACAGGACUCAGAAGAAAUUCCUGAAAGGCCUGGAGAAGAGGUUUAACAGAGAAAACCCACAUUUGAGUGAAAUUGGAUCCUGUUUCAUAGAGCAUCAAACGGAUUUCCAGAUCUAUUCGGAAUAUUGUAACAAUCACCCCAAUGCCUGUGUGGAGCUCUCCAAGCUCAUGAAGGUCAACAAGUAUGUGUUCUUCUUCGAGGCAUGCCGGCUGCUUCAGAAGAUGAUUGAUAUCUCUCUGGACGGCUUCCUGCUCACUCCAGUACAGAAGAUCUGCAAGUACCCACUGCAGCUGGCUGAGCUGCUCAAAUACACCAACCCCCAACACAGGGAUUACAAAGACGUGGAGGCUGCCUUAAACGCGAUGAAGAAUGUCGCCAGGCUGAUAAACGAGAGAAAGCGGCGCCUGGAGAACAUUGAUAAAAUCGCCCAAUGGCAGAGUUCAAUAGAGGACUGGGAGGGUGAAGACUUGUUAAGCAGAAGUUCAGAGCUGAUUUACUCUGGAGAACUGGCCAAAAUCUCCCAGCCUCAAGCUAAGAGCCAGCAGCGCUUGUUCUUCUUGUUUGACCAACAGCUUGUCUACUGCAAGAAGGACCUGCUGCGCCGGGACAUGCUUUACUACAAGGGCCGAAUAGACCUGGAUGACAUGGAAGUGCUGGACGUGGACGACGGGAAGGACAAGGACUUCAACGUGAGCGUGAAGAACGCCUUCAAGCUGCGCAGCCUGCACUGUGACGAGGUCCACCUGCUCUGUGCCAAGAAGCCGGAACACAAGCAGCGCUGGCUCCGCGCCUUCGACGACGAGAGGAGGCAAGUGCAGCACGACAGGGAGACAGGUUUUGCCAUAACGGAGGUCCAAAAGAAACAGGCCAUGCAGAAUGCAUGCAAGACCCACCCAGCAGGAAAGCCUAAAGCUGUCACCAGGCCUUACUACGACUUCCUUCUGCGCCAGAAGCACUCGACCCUGCCAGCCGCCCUCCCCCAACAGCAGGUCUUCAUGCUGGCCGAGCCCAAGCGCAAGCCCUCCCACUUCUGGCAGAACAUUGGGAGACUGACACCCUUUAAGAAAUGAAAUGGAGAGAGUUCUGCGCCUGUGCCUGUAUUGAAGCCCUAACGCCCCCCUUUUCAUUGUAUUGGUCCUCGAGAAAGCACUUUAUAGGUUGGUUACAAUCAGACUGAGCACUUGCUCCCAGACAGUAUUCUCAUAACAGAGGAGGUCAUGUUGCUACUGCUACUACUACUACUGCACCCUAUUUAUUUGAAAGACCUUGACUGAAGAAAGAACUGGUUUACAGUGUUUUUGUUUUGUUUGCUUUUAAUGAAUGCCAACUGUUAGCAGUGCCAUGUAGCUUGUUGGCUGUGCAUAGCAUGUUAGCUUUGGAGAGAAAACAUCUCUGUGUAGUACUAAGACAUCGGUUUUUAUUUUGUAUUUCUUUGGAGAGAAUACAUUCACACAUUUGCUUCGUCAUUUCCUGAUAUUCUUACAUGCCUGGAUUUCUAACAGUUCAUUCCAGAAUUGUCUAUAGAGUAUUCUAUAGAUUGAUGUCAUGGGCCCUUUCAUAAUAAAUGGAAGAAAUGAAGAAAAAACAAAAACAACAAGAAGAAUUGCAUUUCAGAUAAUUGUGUUUCCUUUAUGUAUAGAUUGAAGGGAUUUACUAUACAAUAGGAGAGGAAAUGAGUGUUUCAAUGGUAAAGUACUGUAUAUUUAUAAGUUGAAUCUGCCAAUUUAAAAAAAAAAUAAAAAUCCUAAGAGCAUAUUUAGAAAGUGAAAUAUUUUAUAGUUUAUCAAAAGCAUGUGCCUAAACUGUAUUACAAAAAUACAGAAACUCUUCUGUUUUAUUUAACAUGACACUUUGUUUAAACUAGCCCAAACUAGCUCAAGUAGUCACUCGUCAUCCCUACAGAUAUUUGGAGUCCACAUCUUCUUCUGAUUAUGUGUCUGUGCGCUUCUCUAACCACCUCUUCUCCAAAUUUCAUUUUUGGGGGUUAUUUUUUAACAGAGGCAAAGAGAUUAUAAGGUUGCCUGAGGGUGGCAUUGUACAGUAUGUGUUCUUUCAGUUUUGAUUUGCAAGCCACAACUUCCGCAUGAACCCAAAAACAUAUUUUAUAUGAAUUGUUGUCUUGUUCAUUUAAAUGUAAAUGAUUUUCGCUUUGAAAAGUCUGAAGCCACAACACCACAAGCAGCUUGAUCCUCCCUGCUGGUCUGCACUAAAGGCAAUUUUGAUUUCCUAAACAUUAAAGGGUUAAUCUUUAAUAAAUGUGCGUAGCCAAUCAGAAAAACCAUCAAAAGAUGUCUGCUUUUUCAAUGACUGCAAGUGUGUAAGUGCAUUUGUGUAUAAGACUGUAUGUCUACAGCAUUUCAUUAUAUAUGGAAAAUAAAUAUUGAAUAUGAAAUUGAUUGGCCUAUACUGUACACUAAGACGAUAUUUGGCCUGUAUAUUUUUUACAGUGGUUGCAGAAAAAUUAAAAACACUUACUGUUGAAACUCUCAAUAUUUCUAGUCCGCAGCGAGGGUAUCUUUACAAUUAAAGCUUUAAUUAAAGACAUGCUGUGAAAGGCUGAAAGGUACACAAUAUCUAGAACAGAGUGCUAGAGGACUGUCAAGCCUAUAGUCCAACAUGGAGGGGAGACGCUGAUGUUAAGAACAUACCAAAUGAUAAAAGAAAGCAUGGAAUACUAUACCAAAGUUAAUUAAGGGUAGGCUGUAUGAUGAGAAGGUUGAGGUUAUUUCACAUUUUUGUACUGUAAAUUGGCUUUUAUAAUAGCAGCCCUACUGUUCCCUGCAGGAGUCUUACAGCUCGGGAUUGUGAAGCACAUAGCAGUAAAUAUCAUGAAAUGCUUGAGUGAGAUGCUUUCCAUACAUAUAGCUGCAAGCUGGGUUGGAGUGUCACAGCAGAGACAAGGUGUUACAUGCAAUUAUGGAUUUGCAUUGAUUUACUGGACGUCGCAUUUAAAAACAGUGUUAAUAGGCCAUUCCAGGCUGCUUUUACACUACAGUCUGGACUCCUGAUAAGCAUAUAUACUGUAUAAUAAAUCCCUUUUGGUGUGUAAUGCACAUUAAGGGUUUUAAAUCCUGUUACUGCAGCAAACCUUAAAAAUAACCUGAAUCUGCUUUUACUUAAAAAUAUUUGCACAGCUGUGUAAUGCCAGCUAAAUACAAAAUCCUUACUGAUUAAUCCUUUGUUCACAGCAAGAUCAACCAGUUUUUAAAAGCACUGUACUGCCCUCUACUGGAAUAAAACACCCACUCCAUUAAUUUUGAGUUUUGCACAUAUAAGAGUGGGAUUUAUACUAAACUGCUACAGUGCAUGUGCCAAAAGAUGCCGGAUUUCAAGCAGCACUGGGGAUAAAGAAUUUAAUUUGUCCAAACGGUUGUGUAUGUAGGCUGUUCCAUUCGUACACUGACUCUUGAUCCAAAAACAUUGUUUGCAGUUCUGAAUAAUCUACAAAGAUAUUCCAUGGUUUUAUUGAUAUAAUAACAGAUUCUCUCUAUCCACACUGAAAGAAUGUGACAGGUCCACCGAAAAUCUAAAUUACAAAUGUAUACAUCAGUAGAACAGUAGCUAAAAAUCAACACAUUUGAAAUGGACAACUUCAACCCAAGUACUAGGGCACAAAUUGAGUAAUCUGCCAACUCUGUAGAAAAUCAAGGAGAUUACUACACUGUACCUAACGGGGGUAUACUGUAUUUAGUGCCAAAGAAGGUAACAGUGUAUAUGCAGAUAUUUAUAUACACAUACUGUGCUGUAUAUACAUAAUUACAAAGCAAGGUAUUAUUGGGGGAAUACAUGGGGAAUAAAUUAAGCUUAAAAGAAGGUACAAACAUUCCAAAAUUCCGUCUAAACUCCAAAUUCAGAAAAGAUGUGUGUGUAAUAUUUGUCCUGUGUUACCAUUAACAACCAGUUUAAUUCCAUUACCAUACAGUAUAUUCUAUUUUCUUCUGAAUGCCUCAUUUUGAUAACAGACACCCUCUUACUGUGCUGUUGAGUAAAACAUGACCGUGUUUAGAUGACCAAGGCUGGGACAAUGGUGUCAAUUCUAUGCAACAGGAACCCUGAAAAAUGGCCAUGUUGUCACUUUAGGACGUCACUAAAAAUUGAAUUACUCCCUGGCCGACAUCACAUGGAAAGUAAUUUUAAAAUGUUUUGUUGUCUACUGGCAAAAUAAUGUUGCUAAAGUUUCUCAAAAAUAUAAUGUUCUGAAUUCUGAAACUGGGUUCAUUUCAUGUAACUGGUUUCCUGCAUACAAUGUUCAGUAACCUUUCUUUUUAUAAAAAAUAAUAUUGCAAUAGGAAACCAAUUGAACAAAUAUCAUUUCUCAGUUUAUAACUGAACAUGAGAUGAGGCGAUCCUUUUGGUGGAAUAUUCCAUGUGUUAUUUAAUACCCAAAUAUUAAUCUGUGUGACAAGCCAAGCUGCCUGAAACAAAUGUUGUCAUCAAACUGGUUAGUAACUGAGACUAGUCUUAGUUGUGUAUCUGUUGGUCAAUAGCCCCCUUGAGAGUAAUAUAUUGUGACUAAGAUAUUGGCCAUUAUUUGUGGACAAGGCAGUAUAAUAAAACACUUUGGAAUGCUGCAGUAAUUCAACAGGGAGCCUGCAUAGUUUAAGCUUGAAAACAUUUGAACUUAAUCUGGGCUUUAUUGUAUAAAAAAUGAUAGCUUUGCUGAAGAUAUAGCAUUGCAGCCCUAUAGUUCCAUUACCAUGCCUAUAGACAAUGACAUGCCUAUAGCAUUGCUGUAAUUUUGAUUGUGUUCAGGCCUAACAAUAUGCACAAAAAGUGUGUGAAAAUUCUAGUGCUAGUGUUUUGCUAAAAUAACCUAGAUUUAUUACUUGGUGGUAAUAUCUCAUAUAAACAAGUAACAACAUUAAAAUGCAAUUUAUUUGCCUACUUAUGUAACAUAUUCAGGAAUUAGGCACUCAAACCAUGAAACAAGUGAUGUUACUAAUGCAUUUUGCAUAAAUGAUUUAGAAAACUAAGAUCCAGACAUGUAAUAUUUCUGUAUAUAUAAAUAUUUUCUGAAACAGUUUAGCUCGAAUUUUGUGGGAGAAUGCCAGUAUCAAUGCUUCCUGCACUGUUUUAUAUUCCAGUGUGAGCUAGGCACUUGUGAUAUGUAAGUGUAGUUUGUUUAAAAACAAUAAUUCUACAGAAUUUCAGUGUUUGUAUAUUAUAUCUUUGUAUGUAAUGGUUGUUUACAUAUUGUAUGCACUCAAACCAUGAGAAAUAAAACAGUUUCAAUGGAUUUCA